AUGGCCGAUUUGGAUGUUGCUAGCCACUAUAACCUGCCCUCGGAAUUCCCAGAAGAAUGGCCGGCAGCGUUGGAUGAGGCCGAUCAGUCUGAUGAGGAGCCCACCCAACAGUCUAAGUCCCGACCCCGCAAGUCGCGAUACUUCGCACUAGAGCGUACCCCGAGCGACUGGAGGAGCAACUUUGGGUCUCGGAGAGGCAAGGAUGCCAGGGAAAAGCCACAGAACGAUGAGCCUGAUCCAUUGGGAGCCGGGGACAGCAUCUUGCGCAUUUUGAAAAGUCGGGGGUUGCGCUUGGAGGAGGAGGGGGGAAGCUCCAUUGACGAAAAGUCAGCAUCCCUGAAGGUGCUUGUUGAGGCGAACUUCGAGCGUUUUGUGCGCGCGAAAGCGACUAUUGAUAGUGUCUACACGGAAAUGCGGGACCAGGGAGUCGUCAAGGAGCAAAGCCUGGCCCCUCGCAGGUCAGGGCACUUUCGAAGCUACUCUGGCCAGCACCGGAGCGUGUCCCCCUCCCCCAUAUCAUCACCAUCUGGCGUGCCAAAGAAAACCGCCCUAACCAAGGAGAGCGAAUAUGGUAUGAAGGGAAUCCGAGGCCCGCUGGUCGAGGCCUCUGUCAAAGCAGAAGAAGUUUGGGGACCUGCUCUUGGAGGGCGAGAUAGAGAACAGAUACUCAAAUCCGUCGUGGAAACCAUGGAGAAAAACCGCGAUGUAUAUGAGAUUGGGGGCCUCUUGUCAAAGUCCAUCCAGCAGCGAGAUUACGACUCGGUUUUUGAACAAUAUACCAAGGCAAGAACACUGGCAAACCGGGCGAAAACCAUUGUGGAGCUAGCUUCUAGUUCUCGUCGACAAUUGACCGAUUUUGAAACACAUUCAAUUCUCGCCAUGGGCAAAAUGUGGAUGGAUGUUGACCAGCAAAUCCAGAAUUUCAAACGCGAUCUCUGGAGACGUCUCGGCGACGCACCGACGACCUCUACGACAAGCACUGCCUCGGGCCCAAUCGAAGAGCAUAUGGAGUUAAUUGGCGCGUUGUUAGAACUGGGUGUUGAAAAUAACCCCAUCUGGACAUGGCUUCUUUCUCGAUACGAGUUCCUCAAAACAAAAAUCACGUCGUUCUGCGAACGAUGCAAGGUGGAAAUUGAGAUCUUGAGGAGAAGGCUUGCUGGAGGCGAAAAGCCAACGCCUCAGGUCACGGCGUCUUACCUACGUCUUGCGCCCCGUGAUGGAGCAGCUGAGGUUCCAGAAAGAUUGGACUCGGACCAGGUCAUUGAGUUGUGGGAUUGUAUUCAGGCAUUUCUCACUCGGCUCCUAUCUUCGCAAAGUGGUCUACUAGGCGAAGUGCUAGACUUCUGGGAAGUGGCACAAUCUUUCAUUGAUGGCAGCCGACAACGGCUUCUCCCUGCUGGAUUUGAAGGCGAGAGCCGCAAGCACCAUCGAUUGACUGCCGAGAAUGUCCAGGAGCUUGAGAGGGGCGCUGUAGAGUUGGUGAAUCUCAUCCGUGAAAACGUUCUGAGUCUCUUCAACGAGCCUCCAACGGAUGAUAUCUCGCUCCUUUCAUCCCCGAUCCCGGCCAGUCCGACAAGCCCAGCGUCAAGAGGGAUCACUCCGACUGAGUCCCGGUUUAAAUUAGACCCAAAGAACUUACCAAUCCCGGUACCUAAACGCGGCGAGCACUGGGAAGGCUUUGCAUUCUGGCCACCCUUUUCCAACUCACUCAGCGGUGUUCACUACCUCAGCAAGUUUCUUGUCAUCCUAGGCACGGCGGCCAGUGAAAUGGCUGCUCUGCGUCCAGUUAGCGAUUCCGGGCCGAUGAACGACCUUUUGAAGGCCCUUGUGAGCAUUGCACGAGAACGCUCUGCUCGUGUGGCUUGCUCUGCCUGGAGUAAAGAUGCCGAGAUCUGCAAGAUGCUAGAGGAUUGGACUCGUGACUCGGAGAAGAGAGACCUGACGAAAAUGCCAGGCUUAUUUGUAGCUUUCGAAAGCGCUAUCCUGACUGGCAUGCAGAAGAUCCUGUAUAUCUCCGAGGCCAUGUCGAAGUCUGGUUCCAUUGAUGUUGUUACCCAGCCGCCAGCCAAGCUUCUUCAGAUGGUUCGCGCCCAGUUUGUUUCAAGUGUUUACAAGGCACUUAGUGGGUUGGUCGAAAAUGCAGAGCGUCCCACGGCCUCUGAUGAAGGAAAUGAAUGGGUCAUUUCCAGGCCGGUUAUGACGAGCCAAGCUAUUGACGCCGCUUUGUCCGUGCUUGCCGCCGAUUCUGUCGAUUCCUGCAAUCGGAAUGUACGCAUUCUACUGACUUUGUCCAAUCUAAAAGCUUUGCAAGCCGAAUAUGUCCCACAACUGAUUGCCAACUUCGAGACUGCAUUCUCCGUCAAAUUGACUGAAGAAAGCAAGACUGUUCGAGAUGUGCUCAAACAGAUCGAAGAUCGGCUGUUCGAAUCUUACACCAAGCCCACCAUUGCCACUCUCGAUGAGACCAUCAGCACUGGUAUAGCAGCUGCGGACUGGGUCCCAGUGACUGAUCGACCUGAUCAGGUUCGACCUUAUGUAUACAAUACCAUGCUGACACUGGUGCUGGUGCACACGGAGAUUUCGACCACUAUCCCAUCUACUGUAUCUCCAAGUUCUAGUCGUUCCUCACCCAACACUCCAUCAUCACUGCUUGUUACUGUGCUCACGUAUCUCUUGUCACAAGUUUCUUCAUCGCUGCUCUCGGCCUUCCGCUCUCGGUCUUCUUUCACCCUGGCGGGCCUGAUGCAGGCUACUUUGGAUACUGAGUUCAUAGCACAAACCUUGUCCCAAUAUUCUACUGAGGACGCUUCUGGCAUCCAAAGCCAGAUUUAUGUGGAGUUGGACCGUCGGACUACAAAUGAAGCUCGUACCAAACUCCAGGCGGAAUUGAGUGAGAUGCGAGUUGUGCUGAAACGGUUGCGAGACCGCACAAAGGGAGAAUUUGCCUGCUUCAAGAAACCUCGCAGCGGAGCAAACAAGCCCCCGGUCUCUGCAUAG
Messenger RNA from Penicillium macrosclerotiorum, 2997 nucleotides. RefSeq names its product exocyst subunit SEC5. The transcript is spliced from 3 exons. NCBI's taxonomy places the organism in Eukaryota, Fungi, Ascomycota, Eurotiomycetes, Eurotiales, Aspergillaceae. The coding region runs from base 1 to 2997 and encodes 998 amino acids. Gene Ontology annotation, cellular component: exocyst. The record is from RefSeq and is a predicted model, not a curated record. Gene Ontology annotation, biological process: Golgi to plasma membrane transport; exocytosis.